CUUUUGGCAGCAGGUAUUAGUACAUAUAACAGGAGUGUGGGUAAAUAGGGCAAAAGAAGAAAAAAGGUAAUAAUAACCUCUUCCUUUCUCUUUUUCUUUUAACCUUCUUUUUUCUUGCACCGCCCUUCUGUACAAAAAAGAAAUAUUUGUUCUCUUGCUUCAAUGACCUUCUUUAACAAGAUUAUUGAUAAAGCGAGACACACAUCGCAACAUAGCAACAACAGCAGCAACAGUAACAAUAACAAUAGCAACAACAACAACAACAACACUACUACUGCUACUGCUGCUACUCCUCCGUCUGUAGAGCAACCGUCUACUCCUGCUCCAACUCCUACAAAGGAAUCGCCGAGUUCGUUGCAUAAUUCUUUUUCUUCACUAGCUAAUAACCAAAAACAACAGCAGCACAAAGCAGCAGCAGCACCAUCAUCAUCUUUAAAUGGUCUCGCGACACCACCCGCGAAUAUUUAUAACAAUAGUAGUAACGCUGCUUCUCAUCCAGAAAUGACUCGAUCGACAUCUUCAGAUGAAGCGACUCGGAUGAGUCUUGAUAACCCAGAUUUCAACACGCAGUCGUCGUCGUCCACUACGACGCAUAACCACGGUGACGAGAUGGAAACGUCCCCAUCGUCUUCGCAACAACUACAAAACCAGCAGCAUGAGUCGCAACUACAAUCACAACAACCACAUCAAACAAGUGAGCUUAUGAAUAUUUCGUCUUCGGAAUCGCUACGAGGUAAAAAGAGAAAAAGGGGAGAAAGACCGGCCUCCUUACAGCAGUCGUCCACCAUUACUACUACUGUAGUAGCGAUGAAGCAGAGCAAACCCAAGGAUCAAGAACAACAGCCGAGCCGGCCGCACUUGACGACCCAGUCGGUGUACGACAACCAAGAUGCCAAAAGCACGACAAGUAACACUUCACAGCCGACAAGUAAGGGCGAGCGACACGUCCGAAAUGUGCCCUCGUACACAUCCAUCUACAACGAUAACGCAAUCAUCCAGCAGCGCCAGAAUCGACCCAAGCUCAAACUUGCCGAUUUUCAUAUCUUGCGAACACUCGGAACUGGAUCGUUUGGGCGUGUCCAUCUUGUCCAGUCUCGUGUGAAUGCGCGGUACUAUGCUGUCAAAGUGCUGAAAAAGUCCGAGGUCGUGCGGCUGAAACAAGUGGCUCAUUCGAACAACGAAAAGCAUAUUCUGGAGACGGUGGCGCAUCCGUUUCUGGUAAACAUGUGGGGAACGUUCCAAGACGAUGUGAACCUGUACAUGGUGAUGGACUAUGUGCCGGGGGGUGAGCUGUUCUCGGUGCUUCGUCGUUCACAGCGCUUCCCGGAUCAUGUGGCCAAGUUUUAUGCGGCGGAAGUGAUACUUGCAAUUGAAUACAUGCAUUCCAAAGACGUGAUCUAUCGUGAUCUGAAGCCCGAGAAUCUGUUGCUCGAUGCGCAGGGCCAUAUCCGUAUAACGGACUUUGGCUUUGCUAAAUACGUGCCAGAUAUCACUUGGACGCUGUGUGGCACUCCAGACUACUUGGCGCCGGAGAUCAUCCAGUCGAAAGGCUAUGGCAAGGCUGCCGACUGGUGGAGUUUGGGUGUCCUUAUUUUCGAAAUGUUGGCUGGAUACCCGCCAUUUUAUGACGACGACCAUUUGAAACUGUACGAAAAGAUCUUGCAGGGCAGGAUUCGAUGGCCGCAAUACUUUGAUCCGCACGCCAAAGACUUGCUGAAACGGCUGUUGACGUCGGAUCUGUCCAAGCGGUACGGUAACCUCAAGAACGGGGCAGACGAUAUAAAGAACCAUCGCUGGUUUGAAGGCGUCGAUUUCAAUCGAUUGCUUGCCCGCCAGAUCCGGGCUCCUUACAUACCACAGAUCCGAGGUGAUGGCGACGCCAGCCAUUUCGAUCGAUAUCCCGAAACACAAGAGCAGUAUGGCGUUACUGGCACCACAGACCCGUACCAUAACCUCUUUCCUGAUUUCUAAACAAGAAGAAGCUUUCUUCCUUUUUCCAAAAGACCCCCCUUCAGAAGAUUACCAUUGUUGUUGUUCAUGUUGUCUUCUUUGUGUCCUUCUAUUCCACUUAUUCUCUUCUCUUAUAUCUUUUAAAAAUUUGAACAACAAUGGAAACCCUUUAUCAACAUCCAUCAAGUCACCUAUUUGCAUGUGGCUGCAGUGUUUAUAGCAACAGCAGCGGAGUAAUUUCGUUACCAAAGGAAACCACACAAAAAAAGCUAAUUUGAG
Messenger RNA from Zychaea mexicana, 2229 nucleotides. Its product is annotated as kinase-like domain-containing protein. Gene Ontology annotation, cellular component: cAMP-dependent protein kinase complex; nucleus. Gene Ontology annotation, molecular function: ATP binding; cAMP-dependent protein kinase activity. The record is from RefSeq and is a predicted model, not a curated record. The transcript is spliced from 6 exons. Lineage: Eukaryota; Fungi; Mucoromycota; Mucoromycetes; Mucorales; Lichtheimiaceae. Gene Ontology annotation, biological process: peptidyl-serine phosphorylation. Bases 163 to 1971 code for a protein of 602 amino acids.